GCCCGCGCCGGCUGCUCUGUACGAGGGGAGGAGAGGGAGCCCCAGGCGCGAGCCGGGACCUGCAGCCACAACUUCUCUCCCUGCUCCUUCCCCUCUGCCCCUCUACCUGUCCCCGUCCCCAUCCUCCGACCCCUAUCUUCUUUAAGGCGUCACCCCCCUGGAGGCACUGGAAGGGACUCCUCCCGCAGGUUUCGGAACGAACUGAACUUGGUGGCAACUUGCCUCGUGGUGAGGGCGUCCCUCCCCGCACCAUCUCAAGAUGCUCAGGGGUCCAGGGCCCGGGCUGCUGCUGCUUGCCGUCCUGUCCCUGGGGGUAGCGGUGUCCUCCACCGGAGCCUGGAGGAGCAAGAGGCAGGCUCAGCAACUCAUUCAGCCUCAGUCCCCGGUGGUUGUCAGCCAAAACAAGCCUGGUUGUUUUGACAAUGGGAAUCACUAUCAGAUAAACCAACAAUGGGAACGCACCUACCUGGGCAAUACCUUGGUUUGUACCUGUUAUGGAGGGAGCCGAGGCUUUAACUGUGAGAGUAAACCUGAAGCUGAAGAGACUUGCUUUGACAAGUACACUGGGAACACCUACCGGGUGGGAGACACUUAUGAACGCCCUAAAGACUCCAUGAUCUGGGACUGCACCUGCAUUGGGGCUGGGCGAAGAAGAAUAAGCUGUACCAUUGCAAACCGCUGCCACGAAGGGGGUCAGUCCUACAAGAUCGGUGACACCUGGAGGAGGCCACAUGAGACUGGUGGUUACAUGUUAGAGUGUGUGUGUCUUGGUAACGGAAAAGGAGAAUGGACCUGCAAGCCCAUCGCUGAGAAAUGUUUUGACCACGCUGCUGGGACAUCCUAUGUUGUCGGGGAAACCUGGGAGAAGCCCUAUCAAGGAUGGAUGAUGGUGGAUUGUACCUGUCUGGGGGAAGGCAGUGGACGCAUCACCUGUACCUCUAGAAACAGAUGCAACGACCAGGACACCAGGACGUCCUAUAGAAUCGGAGACACCUGGAGCAAGAAGGACAACCGGGGGAACCUGCUCCAGUGCCUCUGCACGGGCAACGGCAGAGGGGAGUGGAAGUGUGAAAGGCACUCGUCCCUGCAGACCACGGGCACCGGACCUGACACCUACGCAGAUGUUCGAAUGGCGAUUUACCAGCCUCAGCCUCACCCCCAGCCUGCUCCGUACGGUCACUGUGUCACAGACAGUGGUGUGGUUUACUCGAUAGGGAUGCAGUGGCUGAAGACACAAGGAAACAAGCAGAUGCUUUGCACUUGCCUGGGCAAUGGAGUCAGCUGCCAAGAGACAGCUGUAACGCAGACGUACGGUGGCAAUUCCAACGGGGAGCCCUGUGUCCUACCGUUCACCUACAACGGCAGGACUUUCUACUCCUGCACCAGUGAAGGGCGGCAGGAUGGCCAUCUCUGGUGCAGCACGACUUCCAACUAUGAACAAGACCAGAAAUACUCUUUCUGUACAGACCAUACUGUGUUGGUUCAAACUCGAGGAGGAAACUCCAACGGCGCCCUGUGCCAUUUCCCCUUCCUGUACAACAACCACAACUACACUGACUGCACCUCCGAAGGCAGGAGAGACAACAUGAAAUGGUGUGGGACCACACAGAACUAUGACGCUGACCAGAAGUUUGGAUUCUGCCCCAUGGCUGCCCAUGAAGAAAUCUGUACAACCAACGAAGGGGUCAUGUAUCGCGUGGGAGAUCAGUGGGACAAACAGCAUGACAUGGGACACAUGAUGAGGUGCACAUGUGUGGGGAACGGUCGUGGGGAAUGGACCUGUGUCGCCUACUCCCAGCUCCGAGAUCAAUGCAUAGUUGACGACAUCACUUACAACGUGAAUGACACCUUUCACAAACGUCAUGAGGAGGGACACAUGCUGAACUGUACCUGCUUCGGUCAGGGCCGGGGCAGAUGGAAGUGCGAUCCCAUUGACCAGUGCCAAGAUUCAGAAACCCGAACAUUUUAUCAAAUUGGAGACUCAUGGGAGAAGUAUGUGCAUGGCGUCAGGUACCAGUGCUACUGCUAUGGCCGUGGCAUCGGGGAAUGGCACUGCCAACCUUUACAGUCCUAUCCAGGCGCCUCUGGCCCUGUCCAGGUGAUCAUCACUGAGACCCCCAGCCACCCCAACUCUCACCCCAUCCAGUGGAAUGCACCCGAACCAUCUCACAUUUCCAAGUACAUCCUCAGAUGGAAACCAAAAAAUUCUCCUGGCCGUUGGAAGGAAGCCACCAUUCCAGGCCACUUAAACUCAUACACCAUUAAAGGCCUGAGACCAAAUGUGGUGUAUGAGGGACAGCUCAUAAGUGUCCAGCAGUACGGCCACAAAGAAGUGACCCGCUUUGACUUCACCACCACCAGCACGAGCUCACCCGUGACCAGCAACACUGUGACGGGAGAGACAACACCCAUUCCGCCCGUUGUGGCCACUUCUGAAUCGGUGACUGAGAUCACGGCCAGCAGCUUUGUGGUCUCGUGGGUCUCUGCUUCGGACACCGUGUCAGGGUUCCGUGUGGAGUACGAGCUGAGUGAAGAGGGCGAUGAGCCACAGUACCUCGAUCUUCCAAGCACGGCCACUUCUGUGAACAUCCCUGACCUGCUGCCUGGCCGGAAAUACAUUGUGAAUGUCUAUCAGAUAUCUGAGGAAGGGGAGCAGAGCUUGAUCCUAUCUACUUCACAGACAACAGCACCCGAUGCCCCUCCUGAUCCUACCGUGGAUCAAGUUGAUGACACCUCCAUUGUCGUGCGCUGGAGCCGACCCCAGGCACCCAUCACAGGAUACAGAAUCGUGUAUGCACCCUCAGUAGAAGGUAGUAGCACAGAACUGAACCUUCCAGAAACCGCCAACUCUGUGACCCUCAGUGACCUGCAGCCUGGCGUCCAGUACAACAUCACCAUCUACGCCGUGGAAGAGAACCAGGAAAGCACCCCAGUGUUCAUCCAGCAAGAAACCACCGGCGUCCCUCGCCCCGAUAAAGUUCCCCCGCCGCGGGAUCUGCAGUUCGUGGAAGUGACAGACGUGAAGGUCACCAUCAUGUGGACACCCCCUGACAGUGCAGUGACCGGUUACCGUGUGGACGUGAUCCCCGUCAACCUGCCCGGAGAGCACGGACAGAGGCUGCCCGUGAGCAGGAACACCUUCGCAGAGGUCAUGGGGCUGACCCCUGGGGUCACUUACCACUUCAAGAUCUUUGCCGUGAACCACGGGAGGGAGAGCAAGCCUCUGAUAGGAGAACAGACAACCAAAUUGGAUGCUCCCACUAACCUACAGUUUUUGAAUGAAACCGACUCGACUGUCAUAGUGACCUGGACGCCACCUAGGGCCCGGAUAGCUGGGUACCGGCUGACCGUGGGCCUGACACGGGGAGGCCAGCCCAAGCAGUACAACGUGGGGCCCUCCGCCUCCCAGUACCCCCUGAGGAAUCUGCAGCCCGGGUCCGAGUACACCGCAACCCUCGUGGCUGUAAAAGGCAACCAGCAGAGCCCCAAAGCCACUGGAGUCUUCACUACACAGCAGCCCAGGGGCUCCAUUCCGCCUUACAACACAGAGGUGACGGAGACCACCAUUGUGAUUACAUGGACACCUGCUCCCAGGAUUGGCUUCAAGCUGGGGGUCCGACCGAGCCAGGGAGGGGAAGCCCCACGAGAAGUGACUUCAGACUCGGGCAGCAUCGUUGUGUCUGGCCUGACGCCAGGCGUGGAAUACGUGUACACAGUCACAGUCCUCAGAGAUGGGCAGGAAAGGGACACGCCCAUUGUAAACAGAGUGGUGACGCCGUUGUCUCCACCAACGAACCUGCACCUGGAGGCAAACCCCGAAACGGGAGUGCUUACAGUGUCCUGGGAAAGGAGCACCACCCCGGACAUCAGUGGUUAUAGAAUCACCACCACCCCAACGAAUGGCCAGCAGGGAUACGCUUUGGAAGAAGUGGUUCAUGCAGAUCAGAGUUCCUGUACUUUUGACAACCUGAGUCCCGGCCUGGAGUACAAUGUCAGUGUUUACACUGUCAAAGAUGACAAGGAAAGUGUCCCUAUCUCUGAUACCAUCAUCCCAGCUGUCCCUUCUCCCACUGACCUGCGGUUCACCAACGUUGGUCCAGACACUAUUCGGGUCACCUGGGCCCCACCCUCAUCCAUUGAAUUGACCAGCUUCCUGGUGCGCUACUCCCCUGUGAAAAACGAGGAGGACGUGGCGGAACUGUCCAUUUCUCCAUCAGACAACGCGGUGGUCUUAACAAAUCUUCUGCCUGGCACAGAAUAUUUGGUCAGCGUCUCCAGUGUUUAUGAACAACACGAGAGCACACCUCUCAGGGGAAGACAGAGAACAGGUCUCGAUUCCCCAACUGGCAUUGACUUUUCUGAUAUAACUGCCAACUCUUUCACUGUCCAUUGGAUUGCUCCUCGAGCCACCAUCACCGGCUAUAGGAUUCGCCAUCAUCCUGAACACUCCGGUGGAAGACCUCGAGAAGAUCGAGUGCCCCCCUCUCGGAACUCCAUCACCCUCACCAACCUCAAUCCGGGCACAGAAUACGUGGUCAGCAUUGUUGCACUUAACGGCAGAGAGGAAAGUCCCUCGUUGGUUGGCCAGCAAUCAACAGUUUCGGAUGUUCCAAGGGACCUGGAAGUUAUUGCCACAACCCCCACCAGCCUAUUGAUCAGCUGGGAUGCUCCUGCUGUCACUGUGAGAUAUUACAGGAUCACCUAUGGAGAAACAGGAGGAGCCAGCCCGGUCCAGGAGUUCACUGUGCCUGGGAGCAAGUCCACAGCUACCAUCACUGGCCUUAAACCCGGAGUGGACUACACCAUCACUGUGUAUGCUGUCACUGGCCGUGGGGACAGCCCGGCAAGCAGCAAGCCAGUUUCCAUUGAUUACCGAACAGAAAUUGACAAACCCUCCCAGAUGCAGGUGACCGAUGUUCAGGACAACAGCAUCAGUGUCAGGUGGCUGCCUUCGAGCUCCCCUGUCACUGGCUACAGAGUAACCACUACCCCCAAAAAUGGCCUGGGACCAACAAAAUCAAAAACUACAGGUCCAGACCAAACAGAAAUGACCAUCGAAGGCUUACAGCCCACAGUGGAGUAUGUGGUUAGUGUCUAUGCUCAGAGUCAAAACGGAGAGAGUCAGCCUCUGGUCGAGACUGCAGUAACCAACAUUGACCGCCCUAAAGGACUGGCAUUCACUGCUGUGGAUGUCGAUUCCAUCAAAAUUGUCUGGGAAAGCCCACAGGGGCAAGUUUCCAGGUACAGGGUGACCUACUCAAGCCCUGAGGAUGGAAUCCAUGAGCUAUUCCCUGCACCUGAUGGUGAAGAAGACACUGCAGAGCUGAAAGGCCUCAGGCCUGGUUCUGAGUACACAGUCAGUGUGGUUGCCUUGCACGAUGAUAUGGAGAGCCAGCCCCUGAUUGGAACCCAGUCCACAGCCAUUCCUGCACCAACCAACCUGAAGUUCACUCAGGUCACCCCAACGAGCCUGACUGCCCAGUGGACAGCACCCAAUGUUCAGCUCACUGGAUAUCGGGUGCGGGUGACCCCCAAGGAGAAGACAGGACCGAUGAAAGAAAUUAACCUUGCUCCUGAUAGCUCAUCUGUGGUUGUAUCAGGACUCAUGGUGGCCACCAAAUAUGAAGUGAGUGUCUACGCUCUUAAGGACACUUUGACAAGCAGACCAGCUCAGGGAGUUGUCACUACUCUGGAGAAUGUCAGCCCUCCAAGGAGGGCCCGUGUGACAGAUGCUACUGAGACCACCAUCACCAUUAGCUGGAGAACCAAGACGGAGACGAUCACCGGCUUCCAGGUGGACGCCGUACCAGCAGGCGGCCAGACUCCCAUUCAGAGAACCAUCAGCCCGGAUGUCAGGAGCUACACCAUCACAGGUUUACAACCCGGCACUGACUACAAGAUCUACUUGUACACCCUGAAUGACAAUACCCGGAGCUCCCCUGUCACCAUCGACGCCUCCACUGCCAUCGAUGCGCCAUCCAAUCUACAUUUUCUGGCCACCACACCCAACUCCUUGCUGUUGUCAUGGCAGCCGCCCCGGGCCAGGAUUACUGGUUACAUCAUCAAGUAUGAGAAGCCGGGGUCCCCUCCCAGAGAAGUGGUCCCGCGGCCCCGCCCUGGCGUCACAGAGGCUACUAUUACUGGUCUGGAACCAGAAACCGAGUACACAAUCCAGAUCAUUGCCCUUAAGAACAACCAGAAGAGUGAGCCUCUGAUCGGAAGGAAAAAGACAGAUGAGCUUCCCCAACUGGUAACCCUUCCACACCCCAAUCUUCAAGGACCAGAGAUCUUGGAUGUUCCCUCCACAGCUCAAAAGACCCCUGGGUAUGGCACUGGCAACGGUAUUCAGCUUCCUGGCACUGCGGGUCAGCAGCCCAGUGUUGGGCAACAAAUGAUCUUUGAGGAGCAUGGUUUUAGGCGGACCGCACCGCCCACAACGGCCACCCCUAUAAGGCAUAGGCCAGGAUCAUAUCCACCGAAUGUAAAUGAGGAGAUCCAAAUUGGUCAUGUCCCCAGGGGAGACGUAGACCAUCACCUCUACCCUCACGUUCUGGGACUCAAUCCAAAUGCCUCUACAGGACAAGAAGCUCUCUCUCAGACAACCAUCUCUUGGACCCCAUUCCAGGAAAGCUCUGAGUAUAUAAUUUCAUGUCAUCCAGUUGGCAUUGAUGAAGAACCCUUACAGUUCCGAGUUCCUGGAACUUCUGCUAGUGCCACCCUGACGGGUCUCACGAGAGGGACCACCUACAAUAUCAUUGUGGAAGCGCUGAAGGACCAGCAGAGGCACAAGGUUCGGGAGGAGGUUGUCACUGUGGGCAACUCGGUUGACCAAGGCCUCACGGCGCCUACGGAUGACUCGUGCUUCGACCCCUACACGGUGUCCCAUUAUGCCAUUGGAGAGGAGUGGGAGCGGCUGUCUGAAUCUGGCUUUAAACUCUCGUGCCAGUGCUUAGGCUUUGGCAGUGGUCAUUUCAGAUGUGACUCAUCUAAAUGGUGCCAUGACAACGGUGUAAACUACAAGAUCGGGGAGAAGUGGGACCGCCAGGGAGAGAACGGCCAGAUGAUGAGCUGCACGUGUCUUGGAAACGGGAAAGGAGAAUUCAAGUGUGACCCGCAUGAAACGACGUGCUACGACGAUGGGAAGACGUACCACGUGGGGGAGCAGUGGCAGAAGGAGUAUCUCGGGGCCAUCUGCUCCUGCACAUGCUUUGGAGGCCGGCGGGGCUGGCGCUGUGACAACUGCCGCAGACCAGGGGCUGAAGCGGGACACGAAGGCCCCACCGGUCACUCCUACAACCAGAAUCCUCAGCGAUACCAUCAGAACUCAAACACUAAUGUCAACUGCCCAAUUGAGUGCUUCAUGCCUUUAGAUGUACAGGCUGACAGAGAAGACUCCCGGGAGUGAUAUUUCCAACCCAGAAAGCGAGCGUGGAUCUUUGCCAAGGCCAUCCAAACUGGAGUGACGUUAGCAGACCCCAUCUUAGAGUGUGUGUUUCUUUCUUAAGCCCUUUGCUCUGGAGAGUAACUUCUCCAGCUUCAGCUCAACUCACAGCUUCUCCAAGCAUCACCCUGGGAGUGUUUUGAGACUUUUCUCAUAAAAGGGCAGUUCAUUGCCUGUAGUAUUCAACACCGUAUUUUAAGUGAAGCGAUUCUACCUUGUGAUUCGGUUUAGCAUCCGAAGGGAAGCACAUGCACCAACCCAGAUGCAACAUGUGCUGAAAUGGUAUAACCACAGCUUUAAGUAGGAAAGUUGCCCAAACACUUCUGCUUCCACUUAACCGGCCCGCAACAUUGUAGGAACGGCAUGCCCUUGUUACUGAGAUAUUUAAAAUAUCCACAGCGCUCACUUUUUCCAAAUGAUUCUAGUAAAUGCCUAGAAAUAUCUUCUCUUUCCUGUUAUUUAUCAAUUUUUCCCAGUAUUUUUAUAUGGAAAAAAAAAAUUUGCAUUGAAGACACUUAGUAUGCAGUUGAUAAGAGAAAUUUGGUUUAAUUAUGGUUGGUGAUUAUUUUUUAUACUGUACAUGCCAAAGCUUUACUACUGUGGAAAGACAACUGUUUAAUAAAAGA
This is a messenger RNA of Molossus molossus (Pallas's mastiff bat), 8067 nucleotides long. RefSeq names its product fibronectin 1 (gene FN1). The record is from RefSeq and is a predicted model, not a curated record. NCBI's taxonomy places the organism in Eukaryota, Metazoa, Chordata, Mammalia, Chiroptera, Molossidae. Gene Ontology annotation, cellular component: extracellular region. The transcript is spliced from 45 exons. Bases 260 to 7405 code for a protein of 2381 amino acids. Gene Ontology annotation, biological process: cell-substrate junction assembly; nervous system development; heart development. Gene Ontology annotation, molecular function: integrin binding; proteoglycan binding.